AGGCGGGCGCGCGGGAGCCGGAGCCAUGCGCCUCUCGGCCGUGCUGGCAGCGGCGCGGCUUCCCCCCGGUUACCGGCACGGGACGUGGCCCCCGGACACGGCGGCCGCGCGGCGCCGGAACCCGCCGGGGCAGCGGCGCCGCAGGGUCCUGGUGGAGCCCAUCGACAGCGAGGAGUGGAAGGUGUUCCAGGGGGACACGGUGCAGGUGCUGAGCGGGAAGGACGCGGGGAAGCAGGCGAUGGUCACCCAGGUCGUGCGCGCCCGCAACUGGGUGGUGGUGGAGGGGCUGAACACGCACUACCGCUACAUCGGCGGCACCUACAUCGCGAGCGAGGCGCCGCUGCUGCUCAGCCAGAUCACGCUGGUGGACCCUGAGGACCGGAAGCCCACGGAGGUGCAGUGGCGUUACACGGAGGAGGGCGAGCGCGUCCGCGUGUCCCUGCGCAGCGGCCGCAUCAUCCCCGUGCCGCUGCAGCCGCGCCGCGACGGCAUCGUCCCCGAGCAGUGGAUCGAUGGCCCAAAGGACACGUCGGUGGAGGAUGCGAUGCAGAAGACGUACGUGCCGUCCCUGAAGACCUUCGAGGAGGAGAUCAUGGAUGCAAUGGACAUAGUGGAGACGCGCAGGGCUAAGAAAUCCUACUGGUACUAAGUGGGGGGCACUGGACACCCCCCCUCCAAGCAAUAAAGACCUCUCACUCUG
This is a messenger RNA of Pezoporus flaviventris, 700 nucleotides long. RefSeq names its product mitochondrial ribosomal protein L24 (gene MRPL24). Gene Ontology annotation, molecular function: RNA binding; structural constituent of ribosome. Gene Ontology annotation, cellular component: ribosome; mitochondrion. Gene Ontology annotation, biological process: translation. The record is from RefSeq and is a predicted model, not a curated record. The coding region runs from base 26 to 649 and encodes 207 amino acids. The transcript is spliced from 6 exons. NCBI's taxonomy places the organism in Eukaryota, Metazoa, Chordata, Aves, Psittaciformes, Psittacidae.